GAGAGAGAGAGAAUGCGAAGCUAGACCAAAGGCCGAAGCUAAAGCUAAAGCGAAAGCGAAAGCGAUAUAUCCUUCUCCACCUGCCCAAAAGCUUAAAUCGCGUACCACUGGCUACUCUUCGGAUCUCUGGUGUUGCCAACUCGUCUUUCUUGCGAUCGAUGGCCGAGGAGAGGCUGGAGGUGGUGGUUUUGCCGUUCCUGUGAGAUCGAUCUCCUGGCGCUGGCUUGGUUGGUUGGGUAGGAGGGGGUGGGACAUGGAAGGAACGAGGGAAGAGGGAUUCAGAAUCGGAGUGAGAGGCGAUAGGUGCUGCCACUGGGUGAUCAUCAGCGGGUUCUACUGCUGGGGCUGGGAGUUCUUGACUGCUCUCCUGCUCUUCUCGUGCCGCUGAUCAUCUUCCAACCAAAUCAGUUUGUUCUCUUAGGUUUCACUCGUUUUGUUCUUUUCCUUCUUUCUUGUUCUUAAACGAAGAAAAGAGAAGAAGCAAGAUAUUUGUUAGUAAUUUUUUUUUUUUUUAAAAGAACUUUGGUAGUGGAGGGAUUAAGAAAGGAGAGAGGAUGGCAGCAAAAAAAGGUGGUCGUCAGAAUAAUAAUAAUAGUAGUAGUAGUUGUUGUAAUGGUAGGAGUGGGGGAGGACCGGCGCCGUUCUUGACGAAGACCCACCAGAUAGUGGAGGAACGGGGGACGGAUGAGGUGAUAUCGUGGGGGGAUAAGGGGAGGUCGUUCGUUGUGUGGAAGCCGGUGGAGUUCGCAAGGGAUCUCCUCCCGGCUCACUUCAAGCACAACAAUUUCUCCAGCUUCGUCCGCCAGCUCAACACCUACGGCUUCCGCAAGGUGGUGCCGGACCGGUGGGAGUUCGCGAACGAGAACUUCCGUCAAGGGGAGCAAAGGCUCCUCCGUGAGAUCCGCAGGAGAAAGGCGGCGCCGCCGCAGGCCCCGCCGGCUGGGAAAUCGAACGCGGGCCAACACCACCCUCAUCCGCCUUCUUCAACCUCCAACUCCGGCGAAGUCCACAGCUCCUCCUCCACCUCCUCCCCCCCGCCGCCGCCCCCGCCGCCGCCCCAGCAGCUUUUUAACUGGACCAACGAGAACGACAAACUCAAGAAAGACAACAAGAGACUGGGAAACGAGCUGGCACAGGCCAAGAAGCGCUGCCGUGAGCUCCUUGGCGUCCUCUCCAAAUUCAUGGACGUCGGCGCGCUCGACAUUGGCCUUCUGAUGCGAGAAAAGGGACUAAUGGAAGCAACGUUAUGGCGAGAAGAAACAAAGAACGAAAAGAUUGUGGAAGAGGAGGUGGGAAAGAAAGAAGAGGGACCGAGGCUUUUCGGCGUCUUGCUGAAGGGGUUCGAGGGCGAAGAGAGUAAGAAGAGUAAGAGGGAGAAGAGGAGGCGGUGCGAGGAGGGAGGAGAGGUGUGUGGGGCCGGAGAGAGGCCCAUGAAGAUGGGCUUCGGUGCCCCCUGGAUGAGGUUGUCGACGCCGGUGCAACAGGGCAGUGGCAAAGUCUACAACUGAGCUGAGUCUUUUCAGUUAAUUGGCAAGAAUUCUACGUACAUAGGGCUUGUAGUAAUUAAACAAGGAAAUUUCUGUAAUAGCAUGUAGUUAUAGGAAAAUGGAAUAGAUGGUGGAGCUCAAGGAUUGCUCCUAUAUUUUCUUCGAAGUUAAAGGUAUGAGAGAUUACUGUAUGGGACUGGGUGUGAAGUUGCACCAACAUACUAAUGUUUAUCGGUUGGAUUUUAUGUAAUGCUCGUUUUAUUGGA
This is a messenger RNA of Elaeis guineensis (African oil palm), 1753 nucleotides long. RefSeq names its product heat stress transcription factor B-1. Gene Ontology annotation, biological process: regulation of transcription by RNA polymerase II. The record is from RefSeq and is a predicted model, not a curated record. Gene Ontology annotation, molecular function: DNA-binding transcription factor activity; RNA polymerase II cis-regulatory region sequence-specific DNA binding. NCBI's taxonomy places the organism in Eukaryota, Viridiplantae, Streptophyta, Magnoliopsida, Arecales, Arecaceae. Gene Ontology annotation, cellular component: nucleus.